UAGUGGCAGCACCGGUGUCUGGCCAGUUAUCCCAGUAGAGAGUCUGGCACUCGCUCGGUAGAGAUGCUGCGCAACGGAGCCGCUGGUGCCGCCCCCCCGGCCAACCACUCCGGCCGGCCCGUCCGCGUCUGGUGUGAUGGAUGCUAUGACAUGGUGCAUUAUGGGCACUCCAACCAGCUGCGACAAGCUCGUGCAAUGGGAGACUAUCUGAUUGUGGGAGUCCACACAGAUGAGGAGAUCUCGAAACAUAAAGGUCCCCCUGUCUUCACUCAAGAGGAGAGAUACAAAAUGGUGAAGGCCAUCAAGUGGGUGGAUGAGAUUGUACCAGGAGCUCCUUAUGUCACAACACUGGAAACUCUGGAUAAAUACAAUUGUGACUUUUGUGUGCAUGGAGAUGACAUCACACUUACUGCAGAUGGCAGGGACACCUAUGAGGAAGUAAAGAAUGCUGGGAGAUACAGGGAAUGUAAACGCACUCAGGGAGUGUCCACCACAGAUCUGGUUGGCCGUAUGCUGCUCAUGACCAAGGCCCACCACAGCAACAUUGUUGAAGACAUGGAUUAUCGGAGGCAUGCAGAUAACCUUGGGAAAUGCCCCAGAGGUCACAGCCCCUGGACAGGAGUUUCCCAGUUCCUGCAAACAUCCCAGAAGAUCAUCCAGUUUGCAUCGGGCAAGGAGCCUCAACCAGGAGAUACCAUAAUCUACGUGGCUGGUGCCUUUGACCUUUUUCAUGUUGGUCAUGUGGAUUUCCUGGGAAAAGUGCAUCAGAUGGCAAAGCGACCUUAUAUAAUUGUAGGGCUGCACUUCGAUCAAGAAGUAAAUCUGUACAAAGGCAAGAACUAUCCCAUAAUGAAUGUGCAUGAGCGAACCCUCAGUGUCCUGGCCUGCAGGUAUGUUUCUGAAGUGGUGAUUGGCGCUCCCUAUGCAGUCACCUCUGAUCUACUGGAUCAUUUUAAGGUGGAUCUUGUAUGCCAUGGAAUGACUGAGGUAGUUCCAGAUAAGGAUGGCUCAGACCCAUAUGAGGAACCCAAGAGGCGUGGUAUCUUCCGGUUGGUGGACAGUGGCAACAAUCUCACCACUGAUCUGAUAGUGAAAAGAAUAAUUAAGAACAGGCUAGAGUUUGAAGCCCGGAACCAGAAGAAAGAAGCUAAGGAGCUGGCUGUGCUGGAAGCCAUGAAAAGAAAAGAGGAAGAAGCAGCCCAGGAAAAAGCAGGCCUAAAUAGCCAAGACGACCACAAGAGCUAGCAUGGGGAAGAAUGCAGCAGAAUCCUCACCUCCUGAGGUUGCAAGAUUUCCCCGGGGGAUAGGAUACUGCUGCUAACCUCAGCAAGGCCGAUGGUCACCAUUUUCCUGGCUUCAAGUACACCAACGGAGUGUGCGGAAGAUCCAGGAUGCUGCUACCUAGUUCGCCCAGGCCCACUCCCAUGGGAAGAUUUUAACAUUCUCCUCCCAAUAACUCGUUUCAGUUCCAAUGAAUACUUGUAACACUAUGUGGUUUUACCUUCUGGCAGUUUGACCUGCUGGAACUGAGGCCUGGGGAUAGUCUCUGCUCAUCAUCUUCUGAAAUCUAAACAUUUCAGAACAUCCCUCUGGUUUCUCCUUGCCAGAGACUAUUUCCUGAUCUUUAAGGCUGUCCUUUCUGGCGUGGCUUGUUGCCUGCACUAUGCCCCUGAGGGCUUUCCCUUUUUCUCAGAGGAAGGCUGCAGCCAGGCUGGCCACUCUGUUCCCCAGCUGGGCACAAGAGAAAAAGAGACCCGGUCCAUAGCUGCUUACACUGCCUUGCAUCUGGUGCGUUCAAAGCCAUCCCAAGCUGGAUGGAGCUUAGUGGGUCGCUGGCUUCCCUAAUGACAGGCACUUUCCUCACUACUCUGCCCGGACCUGUCUGUUUCAGCCCAUGGCUAAACAAGAGAUCAGGAGCUGCCACAUUAAAUGUUCCCACAGCACAAAUCUAUUGUGCAAAUCUGUAGAAAUCUCACCAUGGCUGGAGUUGCUUUCUCAAGCCCCCAGCACACUGCUUUACAACUCGGGCUUCACUCUUCUCCAUGCUGGCCCUGCGGUUCUUGUAUAGAGGGACUGAGACAUCAGAUACCUGAGCUGAGCACACUGUCCAUUGUAUUUAAAUGUUUUAAACUGCUGAAGGUGGAUACUUUGUAGUGACGCUCAGGUGCAGAUCACGUGUCUGAGGCUGUUUACACAUGGGAGCCAUGCAUGAGGGUGGGGCUCUUUUCUAUCUUUCUUGUACAUUUUCAGCCAUAGAAAUCAAUAAAAUGUCAAUGACUUGU
Varanus komodoensis (Komodo dragon) is the source of this 2282-nucleotide messenger RNA. It is a transcript of the gene PCYT2, whose product is annotated as phosphate cytidylyltransferase 2, ethanolamine. Gene Ontology annotation, biological process: phosphatidylethanolamine biosynthetic process. NCBI's taxonomy places the organism in Eukaryota, Metazoa, Chordata, Lepidosauria, Squamata, Varanidae. Gene Ontology annotation, molecular function: ethanolamine-phosphate cytidylyltransferase activity. The coding region runs from base 64 to 1245 and encodes 393 amino acids. The record is from RefSeq and is a predicted model, not a curated record. Gene Ontology annotation, cellular component: cytoplasm. The transcript is spliced from 13 exons.